GAUACCUUCUGAAAACAAUGUCUUCUUCUUCAUUUCUUGUUCUUGCAUUUGUUGUUUUUUCUGCAAUAGUUAGUUCACAUGACAAUCUCUCAGUGCAAGCACAAGUAAACCCACCUCCAUUAGUAAAGGGUCUAUCAUGGACAUUCCACAAAACAAACUGUCCAAAUUUAGAAGGUAUCAUUAGAACUGAACUCACUAAGAUCUUUAAAAAAGAUAUUGGUCAAGCUGCAGGUUUGCUUCGUCUCCAUUUCCAUGACUGUUUUGUUCAGGGCUGUGAUGGAUCGGUUUUGCUAGAUGGAUCUGCUAGUGGACCUAGUGAGAAGAAUGCACCACCAAAUCUCUCACUCAGACCUCAAGCGUUUAAGAUCAUUAACGAUCUACGAAGUCGCAUCCACAAAGCCUGUGGCCGUGUCGUCUCCUGUGCUGAUAUCACUGCCUUGGCUGCUCGUGAUGCCGUCUUACUGUCUGGAGGUCCAAACUACCAAGUCCCACUAGGUAGACGCGAUGGGCUCGCUUUUGCAACUCAAGCAGCAACACUUCAGAAUUUGCCUCCUCCCUUGGCAAAUACAAGCGCACUUAUCACAGCUCUGGCUGCUAAAAAACUCGACACUACUGAUCUCGUAGCACUAUCUGGUGCUCACACGAUCGGUAUCGGAAAUUGCGGAUCCUUCACUAGUCGAUUAUACCCUACCCAGGAUUCCACCAUGGACAAGACCUUCGCUAAAAACCUCAAAGUCACAUGCCCAAAAUCCGACACUUCCAACACUACAGUACUCGACAUUCGGUCACCAAAUGUGUUCGAUAACAAGUACUAUGUGGAUCUCAUGAACCGUCAAGGUCUCUUCACUUCUGAUCAAGAUUUGUAUAUUGAUGCAAGAACAAAACCCAUUGUGACUAGUUUUGCUGUGGAUCAAAAACUGUUUUUCGAGAAGUUCGUGCUCUCAAUGAUCAAGAUGGGUCAGUUAAAUGUGUUGACUGGCAACCAAGGACAGAUUCGCACCAACUGUUCUGCUCGUAACCCAACCACUUCAUCCUACUUGUCCUCAGUGGUUGAUGACAUAAUAAGUUUUGUUUGAUUUCAUGUUGUAUGUAUCAAGGGGAAAUUAGUCUUUCCGUAAAACUAAGGGACACACCUUUGCUGGUCUGUCUAAUAAAACGAGUUAUUUGGGUAUGAUAUUCACUUCUUUGGGCUUC
Molecule: messenger RNA, 1194 nt
Organism: Papaver somniferum (opium poppy)
Lineage: Eukaryota; Viridiplantae; Streptophyta; Magnoliopsida; Ranunculales; Papaveraceae
Product: peroxidase 12-like
Exons: 3
Coding region: 18-1076 (352 amino acids)
Biological process (GO): response to oxidative stress; hydrogen peroxide catabolic process
Cellular component (GO): plant-type cell wall; plasmodesma
Molecular function (GO): peroxidase activity; heme binding
Source: RefSeq, a predicted model, not a curated record